This is a messenger RNA of Ricinus communis (castor bean), 1214 nucleotides long. RefSeq names its product single-stranded DNA-binding protein WHY2, mitochondrial. Bases 83 to 868 code for a protein of 261 amino acids. NCBI's taxonomy places the organism in Eukaryota, Viridiplantae, Streptophyta, Magnoliopsida, Malpighiales, Euphorbiaceae. Gene Ontology annotation, molecular function: single-stranded DNA binding. The record is from RefSeq and is a predicted model, not a curated record. The transcript has 9 exons. Gene Ontology annotation, biological process: regulation of DNA-templated transcription; defense response.
CCCUCCCAUAAGUCUCUACUUUCACUUCACCUUCUUUUCACUGUCACUCUAAAACCCUCAUUCACUCUCUUUCUUGCUCAAGAUGAUGAAGCUGUCGCGAUUGCUGCAACAAUCAAGUUUGUGUACAGCAAUCCUUUGGAAAUGUGAACUUGAUGAUGAUACUGAAGCUGUUUCAAACUUAUAUACAGUGUUUGGGAAGAAUUCACUUGGGAAGUCUAUUGAUGCUAGAGAUGUUUCAGCAUUGCAUGAUCUUACAUUUCGGGCCGGCAUUUCAACUUUCAGACAGGAUUUUACUAUUAAAGGGAGUUUUGAGCAACGAGUAUAUGCUCCUUAUUCCGUUUACAAGGGAAAAGCUGCACUCUCAGUUCAACCAGUUCUCCCAACUUUUUCUAAGUUGGAUUCUGGGCAUCUUAAAGUUGAGCGACGUGGUGUUAUAUUGUUAACUUUCUUGCCUGCCAUUGGUGAGCGCAAGUAUGACUAUGAAAAGAGGCAGAGCUUUGCUUUAUCAACGACAGAGGUAGGAUCUUUGAUAAGCUUGGGUCCAAAGGAUUCUUUUGAUUGCUUCCAUGAUCCUGGAAUGUUAUCAAGUAAUGCUGGUGAAGUGAGAAAGAGCUUGUCACUUAAGCCGCAUGCAGAAGGUGGUGGUUAUUUCAUAUCAUUAACUGUUGUUAACAACAUUUUGGGAACUAAUGACCGGUUUAGUGUUCCUCUCACGGCUGGUGAAAUUGCAGUUCUGAAGACCGCUUGCAGUUUCGCAUUGCCCCAUAUCAUGGGUUGGGAUCGGCUGACUGCUAAGACGCCCAGAAACAUAGUAGGAAAUCCGCCAAAAGUUGAUCGACAAAUGACUACUUUAGAGUGGGAUAGAUGAAGCCAUGCAUGUGCAAUGGAACGAUGUCUGCAAUGGUUGAUAGUCCCAUUUCUUUUUUUGUAGAUUAAGAGCAUAUUGACAUGGGCUUUCUUAAACGGUGCCAUCGUUGCAGUAACAUUUUAUAUUACUUGAAGUGUCUGCCUGCUUUUUGUAAAUGUCUACCUAAUGUCCUUUACUGCUUGCGGGUUUCCAUGUAAUAUUUUGUUUCAUCUGCUCGUUUAAUACUGGACUGGUGUAUACAAAACCCAGACUUAGUGGUUGAACUAGCAAUCCAAUGAACAGGCAGAACGAAAACUGGACUGAUUCCUGUUGGUAGCAACUGAAAUACAAGUUAGCAUCAGUUUUA